GUGAAUUCGUGGUUGUCUUGAACACCGGGGUAUUACUUCAACCGGGGGAGGAUGGAAUGAGGUUUUCUUGAGGCUCCAACCCCUCCGUGUACACCUUUGCACAAUUGAGUAUCUGACACCUCACCUAAAACACUAACCCGGGCCGAAUUCAGCCCUUAUAGAUAUAAAAUGAGCAAAAAUUUCCAGACAAAUUCAUACAAGAUUUGUACCCUAUAUUAUGGCUGCCAUCCAUCCAGUGCCCAACAACAUGCCGACCCCACACUCCAAAGCCCACCGGAAGAUCACCUUCAACAUCUCGAAUCAGUUCCUGGUCCAGCGAAUUAUUGGUGAGGGAGCUUACGGGAUUGUGUGCUUGGCCAAUUACAAGCCCACAAAUACAAAAGUAGCCAUUAAGAAAGUGGAGCCCUUCGAACGACACUUGUUCUGCCUUCGAACCCUUCGCGAGAUUAUGCUUUUGAAAAAGUUUAGAAAACACGAAAAUAUCGUGUCACUAUACGACAUACAAAAACCUCAGUCGUACCAACAAUUUACCGAGGUCUAUCUCGUUCAAGAGUAUAUGCAAACAGAUAUGCACCAGGCUAUCCAAACGCAAACCCUCACGGACGACCAUAUCCAGUACUUUAUCUACCAAAGCUUGCGGGGCUUGAAGUACAUCCACUCGGCUGGAGUCAUUCACAGAGACUUAAAGCCAUCCAAUUUGCUAUUGAACUCUAAUUGUGAUCUAAAGAUCUGUGACUUUGGCUUGGCCAGGUUCGAGCAGAGCCUGCAUCAGCAGGACCCCGAUGAGAGGAUCAACAUGAUGACCGAAUAUGUGGCCACAAGGUGGUACCGUGCCCCCGAGAUUAUGUUAUCCUCAUCACAGUACACCACCGCGAUUGAUAUCUGGUCCAUGGGCUGCAUCUUGGCGGAAUUAUUCAUGGCCGCGCCGCUUUUCCCGGGUAAAGACUACCGACAUCAGUUGUUGCUCAUCUUUGAGUUAUUGGGAACGCCCAGUAGUGACGAUAUGUUGAGUGUAAGGUCUAAGCGGGCGAGGGAGUAUAUUAGAACCUUGCCACAGUUUCCCAGGGUGAACUUGCGCGCCAAGUUUAGUUUUGCAAAUCCGUUGGGGUUGGAUUUGUUGGAGAAGUUGCUCAUCUUUGACCCGACGAAACGAAUUAAGGUGACAGAGGCUCUAGAACACCCCUAUUUGGCCGCCUACCAUGACUCCAAUGACGAACCUACCUGUGAGGUUGCUGACCAGGCCCAAUUUCUGUUUGAUAACCACAAGGACCAAUUGACAUGCUACGAGUUGAAACAGAUGCUCUACAAAGAGGUGCUCAGCUACCGGUUUCAUUAGAAUGCGUAAUGGCCAAUUCAAAGCCUAUAAACAUAUAGUAUAAUUCUAGACUUG
Babjeviella inositovora NRRL Y-12698 is the source of this 1390-nucleotide messenger RNA. RefSeq lists its product as uncharacterized. Gene Ontology annotation, biological process: intracellular signal transduction; protein phosphorylation. Gene Ontology annotation, cellular component: nucleus; cytoplasm. The record is from RefSeq and is a predicted model, not a curated record. The transcript has a single exon. Lineage: Eukaryota; Fungi; Ascomycota; Pichiomycetes; Serinales. Bases 218 to 1336 code for a protein of 372 amino acids. Gene Ontology annotation, molecular function: MAP kinase activity; ATP binding.